AUGGAAGCGUUGCUGUAUUGCGAAUUUGAUAAUCUCAAGGGCUCAAUGAUCAUGUAUCAAUACCCGAAAAUGAGAAUUUCUAAUGAAUUGUUUGAAACCUACUCGGAAUUUGUAAUUACAAAAACUAAAUUGUGUGGAAAAAUUGUAUCGUUCAAACAUGAACAUUUAAUAUUUAUCGGAGUUCCUCAAUGCAUCGAAGGCUCUAAAUAUGAAAGAAAUGCUCUAUUAUUUAAUUUAGUUUUCGUAUUGGAUAGCACAAAAUUAAAAAGAGAAUUUCCACCUGAAUGUUUUAAAUCUAUUGCAUCCAAAAUGUCUUAUUAUUUACGAAAUUUAGAGCUGGAAUCUGAGUAUUUAUUUAAAUUGAGCUCCAAACAAAAUCUACAAAAUAUUCUCGAGCAGAUCUAUACUGAUUUAACUUCAAAGCAAGAAACAUCAAUAAUUAUUGAUUCAGCUCAUUCUAUUCAUUUGAAAUUAAUACCGUUACUGAAAAAGCCAGAGACGGUUCAUUCACAUGAUGUACCAAUGCCAAUCAGAAAUAUUCAACAAUUACUUGCUCAACAAUCAGGUUCCUGGGAUAUGACUUUAUCACAAAUUGUGCCCUAUAUUAAUGGCAUAUCAUUUGUGAAACAAAUUGCAAUUCAAAGCAAUGUACACAUAGAAAUUGUGAAAAAGAGUUUGCAGCAUUUACUUUAUUUUGGAUGUAUCAAAAUGGUAGAUAUUUUCCAGUAUUGCAAUAUGUAUGCCAUACGAAAUCCCAAAAUAUUUAGCCAAUUACUUUCUAACCACGAACUUCAAGAAGAGCUAUUUCACUAUUGCUGUUCAGGGUUAGAAAAAUCAUCAAUUCCUUUUGAAGGAUCUCAAAUUUUGCACAAUAUUCUUCAAAUUUAUUGUAAAUUCAAACCAGGAGUUAGACUCCAAGACAUUCUCGACAAGUACCACCAUAUUUGCCAAUAUAUCAAUCCAAAGUGUCUCAUAACCUUUGGUUUGAUCAAAGGAUUUCUCACUCGUGUUCAUGAAUAUCCUAUUCUAAUGAAAGAGGAAAGAAAUUUAGUGCAAACAGAAAUGGAUGGAAAUAAUGACCAGUCAGAGCAUGAUCAUUUGUCACACGGCCUAUCUCCAUCAUCUUCAACCACUUUCACAGUAAUUACUAGGCCAAGAAGAUCCUCUCAACCCAUACAGGUCGUCAAUAUGGAUAUCUUACGGCCCUAUCUCAACGGAAAAUUCUGCAUGGACGCCAUUUGUUGUGAGUUGGAAAUCACACGAGCUGAGUUAUUGAAAUCAUUGGAUCAAUUUGACCAUGUUCAAAUCAUUAAUCGUUGA
This is a messenger RNA of Naegleria fowleri, 1320 nucleotides long. RefSeq lists its product as uncharacterized. The coding region runs from base 1 to 1320 and encodes 439 amino acids. Gene Ontology annotation, molecular function: GTPase activator activity. Gene Ontology annotation, biological process: positive regulation of autophagy; negative regulation of TORC1 signaling. Lineage: Eukaryota; Heterolobosea; Eutetramitea; Acrasida; Naegleriidae. The record is from RefSeq and is a predicted model, not a curated record. The transcript has 4 exons. Gene Ontology annotation, cellular component: vacuolar membrane; GATOR1 complex.